AUGGCCAAUGGCAUUGAAGAUCUUAUUAGGAUCCCAUUCCCAAACCACAGCAGUCAAGUCUUAUGUGGUUUAAAUGAGCAGUGGCAUGACGGUCUCCUCUGUGAUGUCAUCCUCAUUGUACAGGACCAGGAGUACCAGACCCAUCGGUCCGUCCUUGCUGCCUGCAGCAAGUACUUCAAAAAACUCUUCACUACUCACACUUUAACAAACCAGCCCUAUGUUUACGAGAUUGACUUUGUCGCAAAGACUGACUAUAGCACUUAUCUCAAUUUCCAAAGCGCUACCCAGUUUGGAGAGUUUUUUCCCCCAUGGCACCUGGAGGAAGAGAGAAAGAUAAAGCCCAAGGCACCCCAGCAAUGUCCCAUCUGUAACAAAGUCAUCACAGGAGCUGGCAAGCUGCUCAGGCACAUGAGGACCCAUAUGGAAGAGAAGCCAUAUAUGUGCAAUAUCUGUGAAGUCCGCUUUACCAGGCAGGACAAGCUCAAAUUCAACAUGUGGAAGCACACAGGGGAGCGGCUAUACCUCUGCAUCCACUGCAAUGCCAAAUUUGUGCACAACUAUGACCUAAAGAAUCACAUGCACAUCCAUACUGGCAUCUGGCUUGGCCACAUGGCUCCCAUCUUGGAGGUGAGCAACUAA
Molecule: messenger RNA, 639 nt
Organism: Strigops habroptila (Kakapo)
Lineage: Eukaryota; Metazoa; Chordata; Aves; Psittaciformes; Psittacidae
Product: zinc finger and BTB domain-containing protein 7C-like
Biological process (GO): regulation of transcription by RNA polymerase II
Molecular function (GO): RNA polymerase II cis-regulatory region sequence-specific DNA binding; protein binding; DNA-binding transcription factor activity, RNA polymerase II-specific
Source: RefSeq, a predicted model, not a curated record